Messenger RNA from Myodes glareolus (Bank vole), 2222 nucleotides. It is a transcript of the gene Pgd, whose product is annotated as phosphogluconate dehydrogenase. NCBI's taxonomy places the organism in Eukaryota, Metazoa, Chordata, Mammalia, Rodentia, Cricetidae. Gene Ontology annotation, biological process: pentose-phosphate shunt. The record is from RefSeq and is a predicted model, not a curated record. Gene Ontology annotation, molecular function: NADP binding; phosphogluconate dehydrogenase (decarboxylating) activity.
GUCGUGGUGAGUCUCCUGAGGCGCCGGGAGCCGGACAUCCCGCACUUGCCUCGCAGCACUCAGUUCUUCGUGCUCCUUCCUCGUCGCCCCAGCUCUGACCGCCGCCGCCAUGGCCCAAGCUGACAUUGCCCUGAUUGGACUGGCUGUCAUGGGCCAGAACUUAAUCUUGAACAUGAAUGACCAUGGAUUUGUGGUCUGUGCUUUCAAUAGGACCGUCUCCAAGGUUGAUGACUUCUUGGCCAAUGAGGCGAAGGGAACCAAAGUGGUCGGUGCGAAGUCCUUGAAGGAGAUGGUCUCCAAGCUGAAGAAGCCACGCCGGAUCAUACUUCUUGUGAAGGCCGGGCAAGCUGUUGAUGAUUUCAUCGAGAAACUGGUACCAUUGUUGGACACUGGUGAUAUCAUCAUUGAUGGAGGAAAUUCUGAAUACCGUGAUACAACAAGAAGAUGCCGGGACCUCAAGGCUAAGGGGAUCCUGUUUGUGGGGAGUGGAGUCAGUGGUGGUGAGGAAGGGGCUCGGUACGGGCCAUCACUCAUGCCAGGAGGGAACAAAGAGGCCUGGCCCCACAUCAAGACGAUCUUCCAAGCCAUCGCUGCAAAAGUAGGAACUGGAGAACCCUGCUGUGACUGGGUGGGAGACGAGGGGGCUGGUCACUUUGUGAAGAUGGUACAUAACGGGAUCGAGUACGGCGACAUGCAGCUGAUCUGCGAGGCUUACCACCUGAUGAAGGACGUUCUGGGCAUGCGGCACGAGGAGAUGGCCCAGGCAUUUGAGGAAUGGAACAAGACAGAGCUGGACUCGUUCCUGAUUGAAAUCACCGCUAACAUCCUCAAGUUCCUGGACACUGAUGGCAAAGAGCUGUUACCAAAGAUCCGGGACAGCGCUGGGCAGAAGGGCACUGGGAAGUGGACCGCCAUCUCAGCACUGGACUACGGCAUGCCCGUCACCCUCAUUGGAGAAGCUGUCUUCGCUCGCUGCCUGUCCUCUCUGAAGGAGGAGCGAGUCCAGGCCAGCAGGAAACUCAAGGGCCCCCAGAAGGUCCAGCUGUCCGGCAGUAAGGAGUCGUUCCUGGAGGACAUUCGCAAGGCCCUCUAUGCGUCCAAGAUCAUCUCCUACGCGCAAGGCUUCAUGCUGCUCAGACAGGCAGCCACUGAGUUUGGCUGGACCCUCAAUUAUGGUGGCAUUGCCCUCAUGUGGAGAGGGGGCUGCAUCAUCAGAAGUGUGUUCCUGGGGAAAAUUAAAGAUGCAUUUGAGCGAAACCCUGAGCUUCAGAACCUGCUGCUAGAUGACUUCUUUAAGUCAGCUGUUGACAACUGCCAGGACUCCUGGCGGCGAGUGGUCAGCACUGGGGUGCAAGCAGGCAUCCCCAUGCCCUGCUUCACUACCGCCCUCUCCUUCUACGACGGGUACAGACAUGAGGUGCUGCCAGCCAACCUCAUCCAGGCUCAGCGGGAUUACUUUGGGGCUCACACCUAUGAACUCUUAGCCAAACCAGGAGAAUUUAUCCAUACCAACUGGACAGGCCAUGGUGGCAGUGUGUCAUCCUCUUCAUACAAUGCCUAGUAGGACUGUGGCUCGCCCUCCCUCCCACCAACAGGACGGUUCCUGUGGCACUCAGCACUCCUCUCUGCCCUAGUUCCUGCUCAGAUCAUUUGGCCAAGUCUUGGCUGUGACUGCUGAAGAAGUCACUGAGGUCCGUUGUCCGGUAGUCCUGAACCACCACACGCUCCACCUCGACCUUUUGCACUGCCUAGGAUCCUGUGCUCCACUGCGUGACCGCUCCCUGACUGAGUUGUGCUGUGUGGGUCAGAGGCUGCAGCUCAUAGCACACAGCAGGGCUGGGUGUGGGAUUGUACAGCCUGGACCAUGGAUCAUGCGUGUGGGCUCUGUACACUCAGAACCUCCACUCAGUAAAAGCGACAUAUAGUUACCCUCUUCUGUCUGCUCUCUGGCCGUGCCUGCAGAGAGCACGUGUCUGCUCUCUUUCCGUGGGCAGAAAGGUCUGCACUGAGUUCAUAAAUGGGAAGUGAUUUGUUUUCUUUAAAGACACCAAAUAACACAGGACACAUUAAAUUGAAGGUGAUUAAGUCUUGGGGGAGGUGAGGAGGCACCAAGGAGUAGAUGGACAGGGUCUCUCGUGCCGUUUCUUACUGGACACACUAUGUACCUGGAAGUUCAUGUACCAUCUACCCCGCCACACGCUUGGAAUAAACUUCUUAGACUA